Psylliodes chrysocephalus is the source of this 2188-nucleotide messenger RNA. The record is from the annotation of a GenBank genome assembly. Lineage: Eukaryota; Metazoa; Arthropoda; Insecta; Coleoptera; Chrysomelidae.
CUAUGUCUAUGUUUCUACCCCACUCAUUGCGUUCGGUCCGCCAAGUUCCUUUAACUCCUUUAACACUUUUAACUCCAAACGACCCUUUUACCGUUAGUUUAGUCCAAUUAGUGACAGUCCUAAAAUUUGUCCCGCUCCAGCCCCUGACUGACCGAACUCGCCUACUCCAGUUCAUUGAUCUGACCCCCGUGUUCUAACCUAAGAAAAAUAGUAAAAACGUACGGUUAAAAGUGUGGAAUAGGGAAUAAAUUUUAAAUUAAACUUACUUCGUAAAUUUUAUACAUAUAAUGGAAGAAAACACAAAAAAUGAGACUAAUUCUGAAAAACAAGACCCAUAUGCCUACUUGGAACGAGACUUUUCAUCAGAAAAUUUUAAAAUUGAAGUAAAAAAUUUGCCUAAAUUUUAUGGAAUGAACGAAUUCCGUAAGUUAUUAAACGAAAAAUUGAAAUUAAAUUCUAAUAAAAUAAAAACCACAAGAAGAAACAGUCCAUUUGCUUUUGUUUGUUUUAGAAAUAAUGAGGAUAGAGAUAAUGCCUUACAGAUUCUCUCUAAGUAUAAAUGGAAAGGAAAAGAGUUACAAGUAUUGAAAGCUAAGCCUGCGCCAGAUCCAUUAGUAAAAAAGCGAAAAAUAGAUUCUGAGGAAAAAUUGUCUAAUAAGAGCAAAUUUGAAGGAACUCAAGAAGAAAGAUUAAAAAAUUCUACAAUUCCUUAUUGGAAUCUUGAACAUAAUGAACAGUUGAAACAUAAACAGGAUGAAAUAAAGAAAUUAAUAAAAAAACUUGGAAAUGAUCUUGUACAUACUAAUCCCGAAUUACAUAAAUGGAUAGAAAAACAAAAAUCUUUGUAUGAUGGUCUUCCAUGUGAAUUAAGUAAUAUAAGAUAUGCAGAUGAUAAUAAUGGAUAUCGAAAUAAAUGUGAAUUUACUGUAGGCAUAGAUGAAGAAACCAAUCUUCCUACAGUAGGAUUUAGGAUAGGUAGUUACGUCAAUGGCACUAUAGGGGUGGGGCCCGUUGACAGUCUUAUUCAUAUCCCUGAUUCCAUGAAAUUGGCUGCCAAAGUAUUUCAAGAUUUUGUCAGAAGUUCUGAUUUGCAAGUAUUUAAUCCAGAAUUUCAUACUGGUCACUUUCGACAGCUAAUGGCGAGAUCUGCUCCUGAUCAAUUGAUGUUAGUUAUUGGAAUACACCCACAAGAUUUGAAUGAAGAAAAGUUAAACGAAUUUAAGAAAGAUGUAGUGGAUUUUUUUAUCAAUAGGAAUGGAAAAAUUGCCAAUGUUACGUCUUUAUAUUACCAAAAAAUAGUAAAAAAAAAUCACAACAAUGAUGUGGCACCAUCAGAACAUCUUUGGGGAGAUACUCACAUAUAUGAAAACAUUUUAGGUUUAAAGUUUAAAAUAUCUCCAGAGGCAUUUUUUCAAAUAAACACAAAAGGGGCUGAAAUUUUAUAUAGCACAGCUAUGGAGUUAGCUGAACCACUUGCCAACACAACAGUUCUGGAUGUUUGUUGUGGCACUGGUACAAUAGGAUUGUGUUUUUCAAAGAAAUGUAAACAAGUUUUGGGAAUUGAAAUUAUACCUCAAGCCAUUGACGAUGCUAAAGAGAAUGCAAAAUUAAACCAAAUAGAUAAUGCUGAUUUUUUUGCUGGAAAAGCUGAAGAAAUAUUGGGAAAUAUUUGUUAUAAAUCCACUAGUAAUGAGGUAGUUGCUGUACUAGAUCCACCUAGAGCUGGCAUUCAUAAGAAAGGAGUAUUUCAAAUUCGAAAAAUCUUAAAAAUUAAUAAAGUUGUCUACAUUUCGUGCAAUCCUGCUGCAGCAUUGGAAAAUUUUGUUGAUUUCGGUAGACAGGAGUCAAAAAAGGUUAAUGGGGAUGCUUUAGUACCCACGAAAGCUAUAGCUGUUGAUAUGUUUCCUUAUACAAAAUAUUGUGAACUUGUCAUUUGUUUUGAAAGAUGGAGCAAAAUAAGCAAACAUUUUGAAGAUGAAACAAAAAAAGUUGUUGAAACGGAAGAAAACACAAAAAUGGAGGAAAUCGGAAUUGAUAAAAAUGAAUUGACAACUGUGGAAUUAGAAUAAAGAAAUAAAUUUUUAUGUGUUAAUUUUUAAUAAAGUAAUAUUUAAAUAUUCCCAAUUUUUGGCUUUACUUUGUCAAAAAUAAUUGACUUUGUUUCCAAUGUUAGUUACAUAAGUACGAC